CGGAGAAGCAUCGCAGCGCGCAGCAGCAAUCGAUCGCGUGCGCGCGCAGCCUCGCCAUCCUGGCCUCACUACGGCCAACGGCUACCAGUUCCAUAUAAUAUUCCACAGAAAUGAACCAAACUUGUGCAAAGUGACUACAUAAAUAAAUAACGUACAGCUAGUGACAAGUUCUUCCAUAAGGCAUCAAUAAAAGGUGCAAGUAUGUCGCCAACGCUGGGAGCGCAGAUACGGUGGCGCCGCGAGGCGGGGCCACCCGAAACUCCCGUAGAAGAAUCUAAAGAACCUGAAGUUACCAAAAUGAAUACAACUGAUCCUGCGCUGAUCUCUUCUACGCCAACAACAACCGUGGCUCAAGUUCAGGAAACGAUUCCCGGGCAGGAAAAAGUAGCUGAAAUGGCUCGGAAGAUGAACAUGGAAACAUGGCAACUCGUGGCCAUACUUGUCGGAGUCGCCGUGGUUGUGCUCGGGAUAUGCUUCUGCUGCAUCAGGCGAUGUUUCCGCAAGCGGCGUUCUAAGGAUGGGAAAAAGGGAAUGAAAGGUGUAGACCUUAAAUCCGUCCAGCUCCUAGGUUCAGCAUACAAAGAAAAGCCUGAUAUGGAAGAGCUCACGGAGAAUGCUGAGGAGCCAGACGACGGCGACUCAAAGAAGGAGGAACAGAAACUAGGGAAACUUCAAUAUAAGCUCGAGUAUGACUUUAAUAGUAACAGUCUGUCAGUAACCGUUAUUCAAGCUGAAGAUUUGCCAGCUCUGGAUAUGGGCGGGACUUCGGACCCUUACGUAAAAGUUUACUUACUCCCCGACAAAAAGAAAAAGUUUGAGACCAAGGUCCACCGGAAAACUUUGAGUCCAGUUUUUAACGAAACCUUCGUAUUUAAGAAUGUCCCAUACGCUGAUGCAAUGAAUAAAACUCUCGUGUUUGCUAUAUUCGACUUCGAUCGAUUCUCGAAGCACGACCAGAUCGGUGAAGUGAAGGUGCCGCUGUGCCAGGUGGACUUGGCACAGACCAUUGAAGAGUGGCGUGAGUUACAAAGCGUGGAAGGUGAAGGAGGGCAGUUGGGAGACAUAUGUUUCUCAUUGCGUUAUGUGCCGACGGCAGGAAAACUCACAGUCGUCAUACUGGAAGCGAAGAACCUGAAGAAAAUGGAUGUCGGUGGUCUUUCAGAUCCGUACGUAAAGAUAGCUCUUAUGCAAAACGGAAAACGCCUCAAGAAGAAGAAAACGAGCAUCAAGAAAUGCACACUGAAUCCCUAUUACAACGAGUCAUUUACUUUUGAAGUACCAUUCGAACAAAUACAGAAAGUGAAUCUAGUGAUUACGGUGGUUGACUACGAUCGCAUCGGCACGUCGGAGCCUAUUGGAAAGGUGGUCCUUGGAUACAACGCGUCUGGCACGGAACUUCGCCACUGGUCCGACAUGCUGGCUAGUCCGCGACGCCCUAUUGCUCAAUGGCACACCUUAAAAGAUCCUGACGAUGGAGAGAAGAAAGAUUAGACGCCGGAUUGAGGAAGAUUCGAAUGUUCAAGCAGAGAAGACAACUAGGUAUAUAUUGUUUUCGUGGAAUUAAUCUUUCUUGUGCUCUUUAAGCUAUAGUUUGGCGUGACGACGUUAUCAAAUUAUUAUUAGUUAAUUUAUAUAAAAUAGAGUGAAAGUAAAAUAAUUUAUUUCUUAUAUUUUUAAAACAAUCGGCCGGCCGAUAAGCAAACAGGUUUGCUGGUAAAUGAUCACUUCGAAAUCGUGGGUGCAUGGCCGACCUAUAUAAAAGGUGUGUGCAAAUAGGGACAAGGAAAAUUUUUAUAUAUAUGCGACAUAAAACGUGAUCAGUUACAUACCAGUUAUCGGCAUUGAUUAUUAUUUUUUUUAUUAUAUGUGAUCUUCCUACCUCUAUUUUGCUAUGUGGCAACGGUACAUAAUUUCCAACGGGAGGUACAGUUUAAGCUUAUUGGUGUUUCGCCGUCUGCCUUAGGCCAGCAAAUUUUGAAAAUGAUCGUACGCUUUACUUACUACCCGCCACUAAUCGUUGAUAAAGGGUACGUGGCGAUAGUAGGUACGAUAUGGUUAUAUUAUUUAAUAAUGCACCAACUAUUGACCUUAUAGUUAUUGUGUGCUUAUCCUUUGUAUACUUAGCACCGACUUGGUAUACCUUACAAGGUUAAUAAUCCAUGAAUAUUAAAUAUAUGUAAACUGUCGAAUAUCAAUCCACAUCUUUAUUUAUGUAUUUCUUUGCUGUAUUAAUCCUGAAGUAGACAAAUUUCAUAAUUUAUUCAACAAAGAUUAAAAGUUUAUUUCAAAUAAAUGAAAUCGAUUUUGAUGUAGGUACCGGCUACAUAUUAUAAAAUUAUAGUUUUUUUUUCGUGUAUCAUCUAUCCUAUAAACUAUAAAGUAAUGCUAUGUAAAUAAGUUGAAUCCUGUUAAAUUUAUUACAUUCUAUUUUACUAUUGUAUAAGUGUUAUAGUGUUGAUACCCCUUUAUUGUACUAAAUGUAAAGUUCCUCUAAGGAAGAGAAAAAUUAAAAUAAAUAGAAUGAAAAUAUGUGCGUAUUGAUUAGCUUAUUCCAGUUGUUUUAAUAUUAGUUUAUAGUAGAUAUUAUUUUUUGUGUGCAUAUUAUUUUUCUCUUCUAGUGAGGAACAAUAGGCCUAUUGUGUAAGUAUUUAAAGUUUAUUAUUUAGGCAUGUCAUUGUCAACUAUCCAAAAUAUGUUGGUGUCCAAUUAAUUCAAUGAGAGUCAAGUUGAUAAUUAUUUUAUUCCAUCCAGAUUUGGUGGGUUCUUUACAAUUUAAGUUUAACAAAAAUUUUAUUGGGCACAUAACAUAAGUUGUAUCAUCGAAACUAGUCGAAUAUAAGACUACGAGUAAUAAAAAAAAUACAUAUUUAAAGUUGUUAAAUAGUUUAAAUCGUUUAAUGAUUCUUUACAAUAUCGAUAAAUUGUGAUUAGACUGCCGUUUAUGUGGUUAAUGAAUUGGUAACAAAUAAAUCGAUAAAGUUCUGUUUUUUAACUUCGGUAGUGGAAUAUCUACGUCUAAGUAGAUACAUGUACUCAAAUCCCUCUAAUUCUACGCGAAAUGAGUAUCUAUAUUAUACCUACGUAUUUAGCUAAAGCUUGACUGUUGUUGAUCUCAAUAAUAUGUGUUAAUGUAUAUAAUGUAAUCACAUGUUAAAUUUCACAAUCACUUAUAUAUCUAUGUACCUAUAGGGGUAUGGAGUGAGGCUUACAGUAAAAUUAGAAAUGCACCAACACGAAAUGAGUAGAGAUAGACUUGCGGUUCAAGUACUGUAUUUAACAAUAAAUAUUAAAAGGGUGUUUAUGACGAAAUAUAGUUUGUAUUUCAAAUGCUGCAACAAAUUUCCUUGCAGUAUACUGCGUACAUGACGCCAAACCCACAGACUUGUCGCGUAUAACCAUAAAGGAAAAUGACAUGUUACUGUUGGUAUGUUGUAUGCGUAUAUAGGUACCAAUUUUAUAUGCAUAGGUGCCGCUAUUCAUUAGUGGCUAUUUGAUAGAAUUGACAAUAUAGACAUUUCCGCGCUAUAUAAUAUAACAUUAUAUUAAGAAGAAUACGCCGCUCUUGAUGGCGUAGUGUGAAUUAUCGCUAGAAUAACUAUGUUAAGGUCUGUUAGCACUCAGUAUUUACGUCAUUUCCUAUUGCAAAACCUUGAUUAAUUCUGGGUUAAAGUUAUGUCUUAUUCAGAUUUGCUAUACAGUGGAUAUUAACAUACAAAAAUAUCUCCAAAAAUUAAGCCGAGCCAACAGGCGAGUUUUAACAGAGGGCUGUCUAACCGUAGAAGAUAAAAACUGUUUUUAUAAAAUUAUCUCAAAGCUUGAAACGUACUUAAUCUUAUUCUAAUUUCCGAAUUCUUCAAACUAUAUUUGUUUUUACUAUGUACCUAGGCGAUCUAAAUCAAGCACAGAGUAUGUGUUAGUAUUUCCAUGAUUACCCUAGAAAUUGUAAACGUCCUCUUCCUGUUUUGAUGACGGAAAUACGUGGCUUGUGUUGAACGGCAUUGUAAAUAAACGAUUAAAAGAGUAAACAAAUCUUUGCUUGUCACGUAUUGCGUCCCUUGUAACGCUACUAGAAAUCUCCAAACAUGUUGAUCAAUAGGUACGCUCGAACAACAAAUGUAUAUUUCAGUAAGUAUUUCAUGAAAAACAAAGUGAAACCUAUCUUUUUAAGUCGUAAACACUACAUUUAACUGUAUUUUUUCGUGCACACGAAAAAGUAUUGAUGGUAUUAUUAUAAUAUUUUUAUAAGUACCUUCAACGGUUAGAGUGGUAAUACCAUAUACAUACUCUGUUAAAAACUCACGAGGUACAAAUAAUAAAUAAUUAUUAUGAAAAUAUCCUUAACAAAUAUAACAUAAAGGACAUAAUAAUUCAUCGUCAUCUAUUCCAUAUUCCAUCCUGCAAUUACUUAAUUAAAUAUAAUACAAAAACAAAAUGUGUCAUUUUGAUGGCGCACCUAAAGUACUGUUACUUCUUGUAGAGCGCGUUUCGAUAUAUAGGGAAACGUAUUCAUGAUCAGAAACUUACAUAUUGUUAAUACAUAAUAUUAUAACCGCGAUAGAGGUGUUAAACUUUAAUUAUGUCAAUGACUACGAAACGUAGCCGAAAGUAGAGCAACACAAAGUAUUAUUAUUGACGCUCUGUCAGAGCUUUUUUAUUUAUUGACAAAAAUAUAGACAUGUUGAAUUCCAUUCUAAUAGCUAAUCAUGGCCGCAAAAUAUAUUUGCUGAUUCUUGUAAUCUUUCAAUUAUUGCUCUACAAAAAGUGAAUACGUAAUGUGUACAUUGAAGUCAUAGCGAAUUGAAAUGUCUUAAAAAAAUUAAAAACAGAUAAUACAAAAUAUUUUGCUACAAGAAAACUUAUCUGAUAAAAUAUUUGAUACGUAAGAAUAACAUCUUAUCGCUAACUGAUUUAAAUACGUGCAAUUUAACUCGACGGCAUCAAGUGUGCAUUUUAUGCCUCUUACCAGCCUUAAAGGUGAACAUUGCAUAUUUUCGCCGCAAUAUAUAAGAUAAUGAAUUGAGUCAAGGCGUGAAACAACACAGUACUCUGGCAUAGUAAUUUACCUCGAUGGCGGAAUCUAUGAAUAAUUGUUAACCAUUUCAAUAUUUCUGAUUUAGAUAAUUCACUCCAAUGAGUGCAUGGUUUUACUGUAACCUAAUUAUCCAUAAUUUGCACCAAAUAAAAAACAAAA
This is a messenger RNA of Manduca sexta (tobacco hornworm), 5191 nucleotides long. RefSeq names its product synaptotagmin 1 (gene Syti). Lineage: Eukaryota; Metazoa; Arthropoda; Insecta; Lepidoptera; Sphingidae. Gene Ontology annotation, biological process: calcium ion-regulated exocytosis of neurotransmitter; synaptic vesicle endocytosis; regulation of calcium ion-dependent exocytosis. The transcript is spliced from 11 exons. The coding region runs from base 202 to 1491 and encodes 429 amino acids. Gene Ontology annotation, cellular component: axon; dense core granule; synaptic vesicle membrane. Gene Ontology annotation, molecular function: calcium-dependent phospholipid binding; phosphatidylserine binding; clathrin binding. The record is from RefSeq and is a predicted model, not a curated record.